GGCGGCGCCGUGGAGGAGGGCGGCGCCAUGGAGGAGGACGGCGCCGUGGAGGAGGAGGCGGCGGCGCUGGCCGCUGUUUUCUGCCGGCCGGACGAGUGCCGGCUGCUCGGACGCUCAGAGACGGAGGGGACCACGUUGAGAAUUCUUACGAGCGCCAGAGGACCUCUGGAUGAAGAACUGCAGUUACAGCUGACGUUCCACUUACCGGUUCAUUACCCGUCCCGCCUCCCCGGCAUCUCGGUGAACUCAGAGCACCUCACGAGGGCCCAGUGUUCCGAGGUCAAAGAGCAGCUCCUCGAGCAAGCCGAGAAGCUCUUGUCCAGGCCUAUGGUUCACGAGCUGGUCCUCUGGAUCCAGGAGAAUCUCAAGCACGUCGUCAAGCGCCCGGAAGCCGCAGGGGGCCGCGCGGAGCGCCCUUCGCCGACAGACGCGACCGCCGAUCCCCAGCCGUCCGUCGUCCUCUUGCGUUUGGAUCAUAUGCGGGCCAAGGCGAAAUACGUCAAGAUGGUGGAAAAGUGGGCUUCGGAUUUAAGGCUGACUGGGAGACUCAUGUUUCUGGGGAAGACCAUACUGAUUCUUCUACAGGGAGAUAAGAACAGCAUCAAGGUGCCAAAAAGACUGAACCCAGCCUCGAGUCGAGUAUAUGAUACUUCAGAAAACCACCAAAGUGGAUGUGGACUCGAGCGGAAAGAAAUGCAAAGAGAAAAUGAUCAGUGUACUGUUUGAAACAAAAGCACAGGCAGAACACAGAAGGUUUCUGGCAUUUGAAGUCAAAGAAUAUUCAACGGUGGAUGAACUACAGAAAGAAUUUGAAGCCGCGGGACUAAAGGAGCUUUUCUCUGGAUUUGUACUUGGGCUGGUAAAAUAAAAUUGAAAGAAAACACUGGAGCCAUUCAGCGAAACAGCAGUCGAUUGUAUUGGACUCCGGGAACAUUGAACUGAAAUAUUUUUUGAGUGUCACUUUAAAACUACUCUGCCAAAAUGUCCAAAGUUACCAUCUUAACUUAAGGGACGGAAAGCGAUUCGCGUUUUUUGGAAAGAAAAGAAUGAUGGCUUUGACUGCUUUGACAAUAUUUCCCGGGAAAACACGAGGAUAAAAGUUGAUAUUUGAAAGUCGAAUACGAAAAGAUGGUGGGAAGGCUCUUUUCAGUAAGGUUUGGUUGGAAGUGUGUACGUCUCUGGUGAGCUAUUUGUGAAUAAACUGAUUAUUUUUUUCAUAUA
Ornithorhynchus anatinus (platypus) is the source of this 1221-nucleotide messenger RNA. It is a transcript of the gene RWDD3, whose product is annotated as RWD domain containing 3. Gene Ontology annotation, molecular function: protein binding. NCBI's taxonomy places the organism in Eukaryota, Metazoa, Chordata, Mammalia, Monotremata, Ornithorhynchidae. Gene Ontology annotation, biological process: positive regulation of hypoxia-inducible factor-1alpha signaling pathway; positive regulation of protein sumoylation. The transcript is spliced from 4 exons. The record is from RefSeq and is a predicted model, not a curated record. The coding region runs from base 28 to 726 and encodes 232 amino acids.